Rubroshorea leprosula is the source of this 1251-nucleotide messenger RNA. Lineage: Eukaryota; Viridiplantae; Streptophyta; Magnoliopsida; Malvales; Dipterocarpaceae. The record is from the annotation of a GenBank genome assembly.
AAUUGUUCACAUUUAUUUUUUCCUUGAUCUAAAGCCCUCAACUUUCUCGAGAAAACGAAGGAAAAAUUUAUGAACAAGAAAUCUAAACAAGAGACAGGAGGUAGGUGGUUUUGGAUAGAGUGAAAGAUACAAUGGCGGGAAUCGCUUUUCUGGUGGAUCUAUGUAGGAAAAAUCCAAGCUUUUGCUCUCCGAAUAGCCUCCACAGUUCUGGCUUCUUUUCUGCCUCGACUGCAGCUGCAUCUGCGGCUGCCUCCAUCGCCGCCGGCGUCCCUUUUGCCUCUAGGUUCCUUUUCGGUUGUCCCAAGAUACCUGUUGCUUAUUGUGAUGUUGGUGCAGCUCUGUCUGAUGCUGACAUUUUUAACAUGCAAAGAGUAUCUGGAGAUAUCUUUCAGCAUGAUGCUCUUAAGUAUACUACAAAGGAGUAUAAGAUUGAGUUAAAACCCCUUUUUUCAGCUUUUGAGUUGAAGGCAUUUUCUAUGACAUCUUUGAGGUCAUUUCUGAUUUUCUAUCUGCCUCUUCUGGAACCUGCCACAAACACAGAAGAAGAAGAUGAUGACAUAUUCCAUGAUGCUCAAGAAGAGCGCCAUGUAGAUUUGAUUGUUCCCUUCAAAAAAUCUUUGAAGCAGAUUGUUCGUGAGACGACUGUUGUAACCACUAGACGAAUUCUUGAAAGACUUGCUGUUCAUUAUGUCUCACAGCGCAUGGCGUGGAAGCUUCUUAAAGGUCACUUACUAGGAGUUGCAGCAGCAUGGAUUGUCCAAGUUGGUAUAGAAAUCUACCAAUUCUUGAAACAAACAACAAACUCUGAAGAUGAGAUUGAUACUGUGAGCAAAUCAGAAGAAGCUAAACUCCUCAGGAAGAAGGUUUCUGGUGUCACUAUCAGGUGUGGAGCAUCACUAAUUUUUGCUUCUAUUGGAGCAGGGAUCGGUGCAACCCUUGUACGUCCGUCAAUUGGUCAAUGGAUUGGUUGUGCUGUUGGAGAUUUGGCUGGUCCCAUUAUUGUAACAUUUUGCCUUGAUAGGGCUCUUCAUAUAGACCACUAGAGUGGUGGAGAUGAUCUCUCCUUCAGAAUUGACCUUCUUGUUUUUCUCCAUCAAAAUUGAUCUUGCUUACUCCUAACAGUAUUCUUAAACAGAACUUCAUAGGAAUACAAUAACUUUUGCUUCAUAAGUUGCUCAUAGACGUCUCAACGUCUCCCUAUUAGCAGAAUUUUUCAUCCUCUUCACUUAUCAAUCAACAACAAUUUCAGCU